This is a messenger RNA of Ochotona curzoniae (black-lipped pika), 3260 nucleotides long. RefSeq names its product prolyl 3-hydroxylase 2 (gene P3H2). The record is from RefSeq and is a predicted model, not a curated record. Bases 192 to 2315 code for a protein of 707 amino acids. The transcript has 15 exons. Gene Ontology annotation, biological process: collagen metabolic process. Lineage: Eukaryota; Metazoa; Chordata; Mammalia; Lagomorpha; Ochotonidae. Gene Ontology annotation, molecular function: procollagen-proline 3-dioxygenase activity; L-ascorbic acid binding; protein binding. Gene Ontology annotation, cellular component: endoplasmic reticulum.
AGAGCGGCCGGCUGGGUAGAGCCUCCUCCUCUCAGUCCGCGGAGCGCCGGCAGUCACCUGGGCCUGUGAGGGCAGCCAGAUCGCGGCCGGGCCAGAGUGUUUGUACUAGGAGGUGGGAGAGGGGGCCCGGACGCAAGAAGCCCCGGAGCCGUCUCGGAGCGUGGUGGUCCCGCGCCUCUUCCCGGCAGAGGAUGCGGGAGCGCAUCUGGCCGCCGCCGCCGCCGCUGCUGCUGCUGCUGCUGCUGCUACCGCCUCCUCUGUGGUGCGGCCCCCCGGACAGCGGGCGCGGGGAGCCAGAGCCGGAGCGCGGGCCUCUGCAGCCCUUCGACCUCCUCUACGCCAGCGGUGUGGCUGCCUACUACAGCGGGGACUACGAGCAGGCGGUGCGCGACUUGGAAGCGGCGCUGAGCAGCCACCGGCGCCUGCGGCAGAUCCGCACGCGCUGCACCCGCCACUGCGCCGCGCGCCGCCCGCUCGCGCCCCCCGGGACCGGCCCCGGGGCUGAGCUGCCCUUCUUCCGCGCGCUGCUCGAACGGGCGCGCUGCUACCGUAGCUGCGAGACCCAGCGCCUCGGGGGACCUGUGUCCCGCCACCGGGUCAGCGAGGAUGUGCGGAGUGACUUCCAACGCAGAGUGCCCUACAACUACCUGCAACGGGCCUACGUCAAGCUUAACCAGCUGGACAAAGCAAUGGAAGCAGCUCACACAUUUUUCAUGGCCAACCCUGAACAUAUGGAAAUGCAGCAGGACAUUGAGAAUUACAGAAUGAUGGCUGGUGUUGAAGCGCUGCAGCUGACAGAUCGGGAAGCCAGACCACACCUGGAGAGCUACAGUGCAGCAGUUAAACAUUAUGAGAGUGAUGAGUUUGAGGUAGCCAUCAAAUAUUUUGAACAAGCCCUAAGAGAAUAUUUUAUUGAAGAUGCAGAGUGCCGGACGCUAUGUGAAGGGCCUCAGAGAUUUGAAGAAUAUGAGUAUUUAGGGUACAAAGCUGGUCUUUAUGAAGCCAUUGCAGAUCACUACAUGCAGGUACUGGUUUGUCAACAUGAAUGUGUGAGGGAACUCGCCACCCGUCCUGGGCGCCUCUCGCCGAUUGAGAACUUCCUUCCUCUGCAUUAUGAUUACCUGCAGUUUGCCUACUAUCGAGUUGGUGAGUAUGUGAAAGCCUUGGAAUGUGCCAAAGCCUACCUCCUGCUCCACCCGGGUGAUGAGGACGUCCUCGACAAUGUAGAGUACUAUGAGGGUCUGUUGGAUGAUGGCCUUGACCCAGGAUCCAUUGAGGCCAGAGAGGAUUUAGCAAUGUUUGUGAAACGUCAUAAACUUGAAUCUGAACUGAUAAAGUCAGCUGCAGAAGGUCUGGGGUUUUCAUACGCUGAACCGAAUUAUUGGAACAGAUACGGUGGGCGCCAGGAUGAGAAUCGAGUCCCUUCAGGAGUAAACAUGGAAGGUGCAGAAGUUCACGGGUUAUCAAUGGGAAAGAAGUCAUCACCCAAGAUACAGCGAGACUUAAGGGAAGGUGGCCCACUGCUUUACGAGAAUAUCACGUUCGUUUACAACUCGGAGCAACUGAACGGGACUCAGCGUGUUCUCCUGGAUAAUGUCCUGUCGGAGGAGCAGUGCCGGGAGCUGCACAGCGUGGCCAGUGGAAUCAUGCUUGUAGGUGAUGGAUACAGAGGAAAAACUUCACCGCAUACACCCAAUGAGAAGUUUGAAGGUGCAACCGUUCUGAAAGCACUCAAAUUUGGUUAUGAAGGCCGAGUCCCGCUGAAGAGUGCCCGUCUCUUUUAUGACAUCAGUGAGAAGGCUCGAAAAAUUGUAGAAUCCUAUUUCAUGCUGAAUUCAACCCUGUAUUUUUCCUAUACACACAUGGUCUGUCGUACAGCCCUAUCUGGUCAACAGGACAGAAGGAAUGACCUCAGCCAUCCCAUCCAUGCUGACAACUGCCUGCUGGAUCCUGAGGCCAACGAAUGCUGGAAAGAGCCUCCUGCUUAUACAUUCCGAGACUACAGCGCCCUCCUGUAUAUGAAUGAUGACUUUGAAGGAGGAGAGUUCAUAUUUACUGAGAUGGAUGCCAAAACCGUGACUGCUUCUAUAAAACCCAAAUGUGGACGCAUGGUCAGCUUUUCCUCUGGAGGAGAGAACCCGCACGGGGUGAAGGCAGUCACCAGGGGCCAGAGGUGUGCCGUGGCCCUGUGGUUUACCUUGGACCCACUUUACAGAGAACUGGAACGGAUACAGGCUGAUGAAGUGAUUGCAAUCCUGGAUCAAGAACAGCAAGGGAAGCACGAAUUGAAUAUCAACCCUAAAGAUGAGCUAUGAAAAGCAAAGAGAAAGUUCUAUCAAAUAUUUAUUUAAAUUGUUAAUCUUAUAAGAACCUUUUUAUUUUUGUACAGAAUCAUGGUAUAAAUUAAUAGAGUGAAUAUGAGUUGCCAUAUCUCCCUUCUGUUCUUCGGGAUGUUUGCUUUGCUUCAGUAAGUCAAUCUGUCCUGGCUUUUCUCUGCCCAAGCCCAGUCACCCCUCCCCAACACACACACACACACACACACACACACACACACACACACAUUAACUUGCUGCUGAUUUAAAGACACUCAUGCAGCGAAAAUAAGGUCAUUCUUGGAGCGACUGUAGCCCUUUGCUUACUCCCAGACUACUGUCAGCAUGUGACUCUGUCUCCAGGCCUUCUAGCCACUUUCUCAACCCCACCUCCAAGCCCCCAGCAUCAGCUGAGCGCUGGGCAUUCUGACUCCCUCAGAGUCCUCAUCGUUGUAGCUGUCGGAAGGGGACAGGUCACCCAGGCUUCAGGAAGGGGUCUCUCUGAUGGGGACGCCGUAGGACAGAGGAGUACCCCAUGCUUCCAAGGUCUUGGUCAAGGUCAUAAACUCUGGGCUUCCCACCAGGGAGUUCCCUUUGUACUGGAUCCUUUGGAGCACUCCCCACCCACCACUGUGGACUGGAAUAGACCUGCUCUGUGAGUUAUUUCUUUGGAUGGUCAAGUGAAGGUUGUAGUGGCAUGCUUUUUUAACCCCAGUGACUUUACAAUAAAAGCUUUAACCCCAUCAGGAUCAGGGCACCAUUUGAUAGGUUGUCAGAGUGGUGCCCCAUAAGGAACAAAGGUAUUGUGAAUUCAAGUAACAAAAAUGAAUUUCUGAUCCAUAUCUUCGUCUGCGUAUGUUUUGACAACCCUUUCUCAUUGCUGCUAUCCAGAACAUGGAUUUGUGCUUGUGUCUGAUGGGUUUAAUAAAAGGGAGGCUUGUUUUAAAA